GUAUAGCUUUGUGCCUGCCGCCAAGCUCGGUCGUGGUGUAUUUGCACGAAAUCACAUUAUUUUAUAGGACGUUUUUAGGCUUUUUCUGUAUGUUUUGUUGUACUUCAUUUGCACAGGAGUAAAAUUGGAUAUUUAAUCACUCUACUUGUAGUUUGUGGUGCAUUUCGGUUUGAGUUUUUGGUGACUAUUGUGAUAGAAAUGUUAUAGUGUUACAGUCGCCAUUUUGGGCAAUCGUCAAGUUGAGAUCGUAGAGGUGUCCGUAUGAUAUUCCAUUUAAAACGUCUCGUGGCUCUUAUUUCGGGAAAUAUAGCGUCUGGAUAGUUAGCCAAAGUUCAGACAAUGACCCAUCAAGGAAAUACACUUAAUUUUCUGAUACACAAUGCCAAUGGUCAGCCACAAGUUUACAAAGUGUUGCAGACGACGCCUGCUAAAACUGUGACCACCACUGCAGUGAACACAGCAGGAAAGACAAUAUUCAAAACUCCGUCUCAAGAUGGAACCCAUGCAGCGACCAUUUUAACUAGCUCCGGUACGCAGGUUCUGCGUACCCUCAGCCUCCAAGGAUCCAAGACUGCCACACAAAGAUCCCCUCACAUGGUAACAAUACCAAUCCAGUCUGCCACCCCGAUGAAGGUUGCAGCCAUCAAACAGGAAACGACCAUCCUGCCGAAAACUAUUCAUCUUGCCUCAAAUCCCAUGGUGCUGAGCACCUCCCAGAGGAUCGCUGCACAACACGUACUGCCGACAAACAUCACUCCCAAGAACUACAUCUCCCCGAUUCUCGACCACAGCGGGUCGCGGAAACGACAGGAGAACGAAAACGACUUCAUUCCUGAGUACAGCAAGAGGCGGAAAUCCGACAAAGUGGGCAAAGGCCUGCGACAUUUCUCCAUGAAGGUGUGCGAGAAGGUGCGCAAGAAAGGAACGACGUCGUACAACGAGGUCGCCGACGAGCUCGUCGCAGAGUUCACGAACCCAGCGCUGAUAGUGUCGCCAGCAGAUCAGGUAAUGGUUGAAAAGCAGCAGUACGACCAGAAGAACAUCAGGCGGCGGGUGUACGACGCCCUCAACGUGCUCAUGGCCAUGAACAUCAUCUCGAAGGAGAAGAAGGAGAUCCGGUGGCUGGGGCUGCCGUCCAACUCGCUGCAGGAGUGCAUGAACCUGGAGAAGGACAAGCAGCGACGCAUCGAGCGCAUCAAGCUCAAGACUCAGAAGCUGCACGAGCUCAUCCUCCAGCAAAUCUCGUUCAAGAACCUGGUGGAGCGCAACAGGCGCAUCCAGGAGCAGAACGGGAAGCCGGCGCCGAACACCGCCAUCCAGCUGCCGUUCAUCGUGGUCAACACGGGCAAGAAGACGGUGAUCGACUGCAGCAUCUCCGGCGACAAGACUGAGUACCUGUUCUCCUUCGAUGACAAGUUCGAGAUCCACGACGACAUCGAGGUCCUCAAAAGGAUGGGCAUGGGGUUGGGUCUGGAAAAAGGCGAAUGUACAGAAGCGGACCUCCAGAGGGCGAAAUCCAUGGUGCCCAAGUCCUUGGAAAACUACGUGUUGCAGCUGGCGAGCGGGGAGGGCCCGGGCGCCCCGGCACUCUGCGCGGGGCCCAGCUCGGGGGGCUCGCUGCUGCUGGAGGACCUGGACGGCCGGUUCGGGGCGUCGGAGCUGUCCCGCCAGUCGUCCCACACCUCGCUCUCCGACCCCUUGUCGCCGUCGGCCCACGAGUUCUCGGACGACGACGACGAGUCCGUCCUGUCCAGCGACCUGGAGAUCAACUAGUGCCACGGUUCCGCGAGUUUGAGGAAGUGGCCCUGUGGAAACAGGGGGACGUCAAAAAAGACAUCAAUCGACCCCGAGCUGUUAAAUUUUUGAUAUCAGAAAAAACAACGUGUGUGCUCGCCAAGUUGCUCCCUUCCGGCGCUUUCCGAAAAACCUGGAACAUUUUACGUUUUGGUGUUGACGUACUGGUUGAAAAAUGAUAACCGGGUUUGGUUCUGAAGAUUGGAAAAGAAUUUCCAGGAAUAUACACGUACGUGUGGAUAAAUAAGUCUGGGAUUUUUGUAGCAGCCAUGGAAUAAAAUUAUAAAAAAAAGGACACCUUUAAAAAUGUUUUAGGGGGAAAAAAUGCAUCCGGGAGUUUCGUAGCAUCUGACAAGAGCAGGGAUGGUGCUUUGAUGGGAAAUGAGACAAUAAAAUUUAACAAAAAAGUUUAUUUUUAAUUUUUAUGUAUAGUACAUUUCGUUUAUUUUAAGCAGAAUUUUUUUUUUCUCUCUUGCCCUGAUAUUCUGCAGGUCUGAGUGAAUUGUUUGUACCUAAGUACCUCUUGUUUGAUUAAUUGGGCCAUAAUGUUUGUUUUACUUAAGUACUCGCCAUUACCACAUGUCAGUGAUAUUGUAAGUGGUUUUGUUAACGACACUUUCUUUCCUACUACGGUGUAUUUUUAUAAUUUGUUACUGAAUAUUUAAGCUGAAAAUUUUAUAAUUUUGAUCUUGACCUUCAAAAGAAAUAAACAAAAGUUUUUUUUAAUUGUAUUCAGAUAACACUUCAUUUAUAUUUAUUGUUAAAAAAUAAUUUGUGAAAUAAGUAGCAACUGUUAAUACUACUAUCAGUAACUAUGGUUAGUUAGUAUUGUAUUUUUUACGGUGGUUUUUACCACUAAAGUAAUACUAAUAAUAUAUUCAUUUAUUUAGCUUUUACCAAACUCGCUUCAUAUUCUCUAAAUAUUGUUUCUUGUGUUUUUGAAAUAAGAUAUCUAAUAGAAAUGCCACAGGAAAAAAAAUUACUACAUUGUUGGUUUUUUGUUUCUAUACUAAAGAUAAAAAUGAUUACUGGCUGCUACUCGUAGAGGGUUAACAGUUCUGACACUUCGGAGCUUGUCAUUCGUGUGGACAUUUUGGAAAUGAGUAUAGGGCAAAACAUGAUUUGGAGAUAGUUUUCUUUUGUUUUUCUUUUGUUUUUAUUUUUGUCAUUUUAUAUUUUUCUGCUCAAAAGAAAAGGACUGUUCUCGAUAUUCCGAUUCCUUUCAUUUCUUCUCAGCCUAAGUUCAGCACGAAACAAAAACAGUACAAAUAAAUAGUAAUGAAAAACUUCAGAUGCCACUUGUGGAUCAUUGAGGCAACUACAAAGAUGUACGUUCCUUCUGAUGAUUAAUUUAAUUUGAUGGUGCAGUAGUGUUUAUGUUUAUUUAUGUUGUAUAUUUUAUGAUUUCAAAAAAAAAGUGGGUUUUUACACCAAAGUAAUAAAUGAUUUAUGUCUAAAACAGAAGAUAAUAUAUGCUUUUAUUUUGUAGUGAUUAAAAUAAAUAUUAUGGUGCUACGCAUUAUCUUGCAGUGAUGAUGUAUUCAGGACUAUGGUCAUUAAUUCCACAGUUCUUCAAUUGUGAUUCCAGUAGACUUUUAUUCCUGUUUUCAUUCUACUUCUAUUUCCAUUUUUUAUUUCUUUGUAAUUUUGAAAUAUCUCUUAAGUGUGGUGGGAGUUCAUUAUUUUUUAAUUUUACAAUUUUUUUUAUAUAACUUCUGAGUCAUGCUAAAAAAUAUAUGUACAGAUGACUUAAGUUGUAUUUAAUUAGUUCCAUUGUAAAUUCAAUGAAUGUUGUUAGGCAAAAUUUGGUCAGUUAUUUUUAAUAAAAUGUUAGGCCAAUACAGUUCAGAAUCAAAAACCCGAAAGAUUUGUUGUUCCGAAACACAACUUGUGAAUCUUCAAAAUUCCUUGUCAGGUUUGCAGAUUCAACAUUACUCUUUUAAAAAUGCUGUGAACUUUGUCUCUUAUCUUUCCAUUUGUAUUAACUCUUUUAUAUGUAACAUAGAUCUCAAAGAAAUUACAAUGUAUUUUGUCAGUUCCCUUGCAGAUUAAUUUGGUUUUUUUAAUCAUAAAAAUAAAAACUUUUUAUAACUCCUACACAUUUUGAUUUUAUUGCUUUUUUAAAUUUUCUUGUGAACUUUGUCACAGUUAUGAAGAAAAUAAUAUGAGAUAGGGGCAGGUUUGUGUAUAUGACGUUGCAGAAACAUUUCUUUCAUUGUCUAACUUGGCUGGACAAAAAAAAUUAUUUUUUUGUUUUAAAACAGCUUAAAUUGAGUACUCCAAACAUUACUCAAAAACAAAACAAAAAAACUUUUCAGUGUCUGUUCACCCCUAUAAUUUUCAAUGUCGGUUUAAGAUAUUUCGAUUCACUUAUCUCAAGACUGCUUGGAAACAUUUCUCAAUUUGUGGUUGUAACUAUCCAAGGGUACAAUCUUUGAUAAUGGGGCAUUGUUUUUGAAUGAUUGAUGCAGAAAAAAACAUUCAACUAAAUUUAUCAGUAAAUACUCUAUGGGAUUGCAUCAUAUAUUAUUAUUUGUCCUUGAUAGAAUUGUUUUCGUACUGCAGCUCAGUUUGUUGAUGUGUGAGCGAAAGGGCCAUGUUGCUGCACUGACCACCUCUGUCUGCUAUCCGCCAUGCUUUAUUACUCUGUUGGGGUGGGGGGUUGGGGGCAUUGGUCACACACCCCACUGCUCUCCACACACUUAUGCCCCUGCUAUUCCCAUCAUCUAUUCCUGCUCUCCGCUAUUCCCAUUCUCUUCUGUUCCAACCCACCCCCUCCUAUUCCCACAAUAUGACAAAAAGUCAAAGGAUGUUGGUUGAACAAUUGCCAACACAGUACACUAUGUAUACAAAGUUUUACACUUUUCCCCCCCUUCCGUAUUCUGUUAUUUGAUUUAUCCAACCCUGUGUCCCCUUCCCCAAGAUUUCACAAGUGCGAGCUACAGGAUAAUUGUCAUUUAUAACAUUGGAUUAUUCUCUCUUGAUGUGGUUUCUAGAUUGCGCAUGUUUUUUAAGGAUCUUUCUCACAAACCACGUGUUUUUUUUUCCUUCGCUAUUAUAUUGUCUGUGUUUUUUUUUUGUUUUUUUUUUUUUUUUAAUUAUUAUUUGAACCUCUUGCAUGUGAUGGUCUGUCUCAGAUAUUUUUAACAGUUAUAAACUAAGUGUAAUAUAAUUAGUGUACAAAGUUAUGCAGGUGAUAAUUAUGAAUACAUUUUCACCUUUUUACAGCCAUUUUACUACCCUUGGUUAUCUCUUGAAAAAAAAAUUUUGUGAGAGAAAGCAACAAAUAUAAUAGAAAAAUGCCUGUUUUUUCUGAUGUUUUCUGCCUCAAAUACGUAAUUAAAAAUUUUAAUUAGCCUGUCAUCAUUACAAGUUUUAAUUAACAACAAAUUUUAGUUUACGAAAAUUUCAAAAUUUGAAAUUAUUUAGCAGAAAUAAUUGUGCAUAUUAUGGUAUUUAUUUUAGUAUCAAAUUCAUCUGUGGUAUGCAGCCUACCAUAGUUUUUUUUUAAUGAUUUACAUAACUAUGUUUAUGUAGGAUUGUGCAGAUUGAAAUUGAACUAAACCAGGGUUUAUUAUAUUUGUGUAUGUAAAGGAAGAACUAAAUUUCAUUUUACAGUUUAUGUUUUAGUUACUAAAAACUGUUUUUGGAGGUAAAACGUGUCUUUUUCCUUAGGAUUAAAAAAACACUCAUUUUAUUUAACGUUAUAAAAAGACUGCAGAAAAACCCUAUAAAGAAAAAAUUUUCUCUUAACAAAAUUUCCUGGUUGCCAAGUUAAAGAAAUUAAGCACUUAACCUAUUACUACAUAGAAUUUAAUCCUUUAAUAAAUUUUCCCUGCUAAUAAGGCUUAAGAUUCUUGGUACCUACCUCUAGAAAUUUCCUGACAGGGAUUUUCUAUAUUCUACUCAGCUAAUGAACCACAUGUAGAAAACAUUUAAAUAGAUUUCCAAAAACAGCACUAAUAUUUCUUUUGAAAUUAUUAUUAUUAUUAUUAUUUUUUUUUUUUUUUUUUUUUCAGUUUUGAAAUUGAAUAUUAUGAAUUUUAAUGACACUUUAUUUUAAAGAAGGUACUAUUUCACUGAAGUGUUUCUUACAUUCAAGAACACUAGUUGCAUCGUACAGUUGGAAUUCUCUUGUUUGACACAUUUUAUAAUUGGGCAUGGCAUGGGUCAAGUCAAGUGUAUCGUGUUAGGGUAGAUACAGUUUUCUGGUUUUACAUAUCAUUUUUCCGCAGUAUUUCAACUGUGUGGUACAGAAUUAAGGCAUCUUAAUCACAACUUUUUUUUCCAUGCAAUUAUAUUGUGUAUAAAUUUUUCUCUGGUGUUACCAUUAAAUCUAUAUUGGUGUCAGGUAAUCCUGCUAAAUCACAAGUCCCGUAUCUGAUACGGCCUUGUUCCCAGAAGUGCCCAAUUUAAAAACUUUUUAUCUAUUAAAUGUCCCCUUUUUAUUUCAAAUUUCCUGAUAGUCAGUGUUGCUUUACAAUCAAGUUUGCCCUAAAUUUGAGGUGGUGUUACAUUUCAUACCUUGAGAGCAGCUUGCGAGAGAAUCCCUCACUGUUCGAUGGAUGCCUAAUACAUUAUAAUUCUGCUUAUCCGGACUGUACAGGACUGAACUGUGUCCGAAUCGCCAAUAGUCCUGAUUGAAAAGAAUUUGCCGUAACAUUCAUGUGUGUAGUACAAGUUUUGGAUGGUUAAAACUAUAAAAAUAAUGUUUAUUUAAUAAUAAAAACAAUCUACAGCUUAUGUAUACUUAAGUAUUUAACUUACGAACUAAUGUGGGUUUAAUAAAACAAAAUUUCUUUUUUAUUAAAUAAAAAAUUAUUCGUUGUACAGCAGAGUAGUAAAUUCUUCCCCCCUCCCCCCCAUUUUUUCUUCUUUUUCUUCCUCUCUUCCUAGUUUAACGGGAUGACCGGAUUAGCACCACUACUAUUCUUUUGCUUUUUUGUGGGAAUUUACCUAGAUGUCCUCCAACUAAACUACAUUUAGUUCUUUCACAAAAUCUUUUAUUGACUUUCCUUAAGAUAAUUUUGUUGUCGAAAUUCAAAACAUAAUGUAUUAUUAUUGUUAUAAAAUAUUUUUACAGCCCAAUUAGGUUGUAACAUUCCCAGACUUUGAGCUCAGUUUGUCAAAUUGCUUGCUUGCCAGUUAAUGGGUGGCAGUAUGUAGUGAUAGGUCGAUGGUCUUGUUAAGUGUACUCUUAUGGUUUUCACUCUAUUUUCAUUCUUUUUUAUGUUACACUAUAUUGCACACCAGUUUUGUACAUUCACAUUUAAUGCUUACACAGUAAAAAUAAAUCUUUUCCGAAAUCCCCUCUUCAAUUAUAAAUAUUACCAUAUUCCUCGGGUGCGAGACAAAUUUUGUGUGUUCUUUAAAAUUUCAAGGGAAAAUGUCAUAACUGAAAUUUCUCAAUAUUUAGGGAGUUUUAAAAAGGUUCAGUAAAAUAAAAAUUAAAUUCUAAACAUAUGAAAUAGUAACAUUUCCUUCAAAGCUAAAAGGUUUCAGUUUGUGUUAUACAUUUAAUUGUCCAUUAAAGUACUGCAUAUAAACGUUACAAAAUUAACUUACGCAUUUUAUGUUUAGCUAGGCUUCCAAAUAGUCAACAACAUUAUUAGUGUUUAUGUAAAUACAAAAAACAAAUGGGCUAGAACAUAUUCCGCUACAGAGAAAUCUUUUAGUAGCUCAAGGUAAUAUUCAGUUUCGCGGUUAUGAGAGUUGAUUUAAAAUUUUAGCAAGUUGUGUCUAUGGGAACAAUUGGCUCUUUUAAAUUGUUUCAUUUUCUCCCGAGUAGAGUUAUAUGAAGAACUGUUAAUAAAGUGAAUAGCAGGAGUGAGACUUACAGUCUGCUGAUAUAUUUACGCAAAUACACAAGACACCUACCCAAACACCUGUUGUCUUCAGAUAAUGCCUGUCAUGAAUGACUGAUAAAUACAGUUUGCAAGAGUUGGUACUACAGGGGUGAGAUCAGUGUUGUGUGGUUACCUCCCCCCCCCCUCCCCUCCUUUUAACACCUUUUCCAAUUUACUUUCCUAUUGGUUUGAAGCCUUUUUUUCUUAGCGCUGUAUGUGUUGUAAAUAUAUUUUUUUAAAUGUUUUUAUGUAUGAUUUAACUUGAUGUGUUUCUAUUCUUUGAAAAAUUUAAUAUUUUUUAUUGUUUUUGGUAGUCAAUUUUUGGUGAAAACGCCGAAUAUUGAACUAGGAAAAGACGCUUUCAGGUUCCACGUCAUGAAUCUUGGCUAUUUUUGGUGAAAUUUUGUUCGAAAACAUUUCUUCGAGUAAAGACGUUCUCACUUUUAAACUUUGUAUAUGACAGUGAUCUAGUAAAUUCAUCCUCACCUUAAAUAAUGCUGUGAUCGCUAUUUUGUGGUAUUCGUGAGGCAAGGAUUGCAAGUUUAAACCCAACACCCCGGCAUAACACACGUUUAGGUUCACUGGGUCGUACUCAGGCUGGUUGAAAUCCCAUUCGUGGAAGUCUGAAAGCCUCAGUGCAUAACUAUGCACCAGUUAAAAAUUUGAAAAUCAAUAAAAGUUAAGUGUUAGUUUAUUUUGUGAAUGUUGUUUUAUAGUCUUUAACAAUGAAACAAAACUAAGUAGGAAUUUUUUGAGGUUUAUUAUUUGCCUUUUCCAAACUAAGCAUUUGUAGUGAUCUUGUGUUUUCAAGUACAAAUUUGUUUUUUUAUCAUAAUUAGGUUUAAAAUAAUAGGUUUUCUCCUGCAGCAAUGCUCUUUCAUAGUUAACUAUUUGUAAUCUUGGGAUACACAUUUCCUUUAAGGGCUUCCUUUAGUUAGAGUGGUGUUUUUUUUUUCUUUCAAUAAAAAAUGGGCUAUUCUAAUUUUGGCAUUUUGAGUCUAGGUUCAGUGGCCACUUUCAACUUGGUUAUUCUUUAUGUCUUAACUCUUUUCAGUUCUUUAUCCUUGCUUUUAGACUCAAGCCAGUUGAUGCAAUCGUAGUGAUACACGCAAAGGCAGUCUGGAUUAGCAUGAUAAUUUAGGAAAACAUAAUACAAGCCAAUGUACGUACUUUCAGAUAAAGCCCUUUAUAGUGAACAACACAUGUUAAAAAUAGUAAAAGUUGAAUCCAAUUUUUCUUAAAUUUGAACCUGGAAUUGAAAUCUUUAAAGUGUGCUAUUAAGCUGAGAUAUCAAGAGUAAAGGAUAUAAUAAAAUGUUAGCAAAGACAUAGAAAUUUAAGUUUUAUAAAAUUAUUCAUCCCAUUAAAUAAUUAUAUUUGAAAUAAAUAACAGCAUGGUUCUUAUAUUUUUUUAGAGAUGAAAAAUUACUUAUUGUGCCAAUUUACUUUUUGUGCCAAAAAUAUUCCUUAAUUUGCGAAACCAUUGGUUUACAAAAAUUUUAAAUUCGAGGCACAUUUAAAAUCCAAAAAUAAUUGUAGGUUAAACUGUGUACAAAUUACUGAGAAAUGUGUUGGAAUAAUAAAGUUGAAAAUUAGAGGGGAAAAAUAAUGCGCCUAAAGAGAUUCAGUAAAGUUGAUCAUAUAGCACAUAAUAAUGAUGUGUCAACAAAAAUAGCUGUAUAUCUUUAAUGAAAUGGUAUAUUAGAGUGACUAUAUACCGUAUGUCAUCUGGAUAAAAUGUGAUGAUUUUUACCAAACCUGUUAAACCUAAAAAUAAGAAUUGCAUUAUAAUCGCAAACUUGUCUUGCAGCUCGAAGAUGUGAAUUUACAGGGUUGGAAAAGCUUGGUUGAAAUACCACACACUCUGCCUUGUAACUGCGUCAAUUAAACCCCCUCUCGCCCUUCCUGGCGACCCAUCAUAUAUCACAGCAUUCUUUGCUUUCUGACAAAUGGCUUAUGAACUACUGCCAUAAAACUCUCUGCCUUAUAAUUGCUUCCUUCUAAUUGCUGCUUGCUUUUUCAGUAAAGGCCUUGCAAAUCAUUAUUCUGACAGACAGGCACCAGAAAUGCUGCUAGACAAUAUGGCAUAAAUGUGCUGAUUUAAAUUAUUUUUAAUUUUGUAUGUUUGAAAUGUGAUUUUUUUUUACACCGUAAAGUAUUUUUCAUAAACUCAUAAUAAACAGUUUCGGGUAGCAUUAUAUUCAGAGUCGCAGUAUUUUCAGGUAAACGGAGUAUUAAUAUCUGGACGUGCAUUUCGUGGGAGUACCACAUGUUGCACCAGUGUUGCCUGACGCACACUCAAGAGAUCCAGUGUGCUAAACAAAUAUGCCCGGAGUUUGUAGAUGGUGGCAGAUACACAGGUAUUGUAACUAAUGCAUUCCCUGUAAACUACACAGGCACGAUGUUGAAAUCUUUCCGAAACGAACGAUUCAAGAAUUCAAUUGAAGCAUCAAUAGUUUAGUUGUAUCGACUCUUAACACGUGGUGAGUCAUUCAUCGUGCACCAUCCCAGAAAUUGUGAGCAUCUGCUCAGUUUACAGUUCUGGUGCAAUUGUGCCCACCGAGUUAAGCAAUAAUUUCACCCGAAAUUAUUGCAUACAAUUUUUUUUAUAUGUCCGAAAUUAGCUCCAUCUUUCUACGGUGCAAGGCGUCUUUAAAUUUUCUAUAUAAGUAUGUUUAUUUUUCCGUGUAUGUUUCAAUGAAUCUGUUCAGGUUAUUAUUCAAAGAUCAGAGUCGGGCCAGCUUAGGUGGCCUACUGUGUUUUUAACAUCUGUAAAAAGUUAUGUGGUGUGUGCUCAAGGUUUAAACGGCUAAAAAUAACACUAUAAUAUAGAAAUAAAUUGUGCACGUGGAGUUCAGGUAUCAUAGAGGUGAAACUUCUUGCUUCUUAGGUAUAGAUAGACCUAAAUUAUUUUCAUUUUCGAUCAAACUAUCCGCAUAAAAAUGAAUGAUAAUUAUCAACUCAAUUGCACAAAUCAAUAACUCUUUCCGAAAAGAAUAAAUAAAUUGUGGAUUCUUUAAAAAUACAAUAAAGAUACGGCAGUGCUAAUCGUCAGCCGUAGUGAAAAUUAAGUAUUAAAACAAACAGCGUUACGAGAAUUUCGUAGCAUCACUGCUGCGUAAUUUCUACCUCUCCCCUGCCGUCUCCCCAUCCGGCCGUUACAACUAGCAUAUAGCAUGCUACACUGCGUAACUAUCCCUCCUCCUUGCCGUCUUCCCAUUCGACCGCUAAUGCAUGCGUAGGAGUGGCGUCGCCGCUGACGCACUCUCCUCUACCAGUUCCCCCAUUACGUACCGAACUAUUCCCCUCAUGUGAUCUGAAUUUUUGUAACGCUCAAGAAUUGUUGCCCCCUCAGCAAAGAAGUUUUACUUUAAAAAAAAAUUUGACAAUAGUGUCCUUUCAUUUGCACUUGCAAUUUUUAUCUCUAUGUUGUGCAUAGCAAAAUAGAAUACGUAGUUAAGACUAGAAAAAGUUGCACAAGCAAAUUUCUGUUAUUUUUAAUUUUGAAAAUGUGCUGAAAAGGACGAGGAAUUAUAAAUUGGGUUUGCAUCAAUUGCUUAUAAAAAUUAGUUCUUCACAUUUUUAAGUAAUGGAACAUUGCAGUUUUUUGUUGUUACUACACCGUGAUAUUACAUGUUUUUAAAGGUUAAAGCAUAGUUACAAAACCAAAUGUUAAUGUUAAUCUAGUUGCAUUGAAUCUUGUAUCUAUGAUACCUUUUUGGAACUUGUCGAAAUUGUUUUAUUUAUUCUUAUAUUCGAAAUAUUUACUUAAGCCAAAAUAAAUUAAAUGAUUUACACUUGGUAACAGUCAUAAUAAUUGCUUUAAAAUAUAAGAAAGGACUGACUUUAUUUGGUAUUAGUAUACUUUUUUUUUUUCAAUGUUUGUUUCAUAAAUUAUGGUUCUCUACUAGUGAGGAAAGUGUCGUUUUUUCCCCCCCUUCAGAUGUAAAUAUAUACGAAUGAAUGGUUAUGUGUCUUGUGUAUACUAUUUUUUGUACAGUGUUUUUUGUGCUGAAGAACUAAUGUUUUGUUCUAUUCUUAUUUAAUUCAGCAAAAUAGUUAACUGUGUUCUUUGUUAAUAUCUCUUUUUUAACCGUAACUUGUGUGUUCAGUUUAGUAGUUGGUAGUUAGUGAGUGGCCGUUUCAAGAAGGCCGUUAUAUCGCCGUCCGCGGAUUGUAGACUCUAACCGAAUUAAGUAGCUCGCCGCGGUCAUGUGGUUUGUUUUGUUUUCGGAGCCAACUGCCCUUGUGCCAUGAAGAUUCGGGACCAUGCGUCACUUAAGACACGAACAACAGAGCAAUUAUAUUUUACGUGCUGGCAAUGAAGUGGGAAUGCAGAAUGUGUUAUUUUUGUAGAAAUCUUAGAUUGAUGGCAGCAUGUGUUGACUGUCUCCAAAACAGUUGAGAAAUAAUGAUGCAAAUUUUGUUUGUGGAAAAUUUUUUUUUUAAUUCUGAACAUUGUGACUUUGUGUGUUGGUGCAAUGUGUUUCUUUUUUUUUUUUUGUCGAAAAAAAAAUGUUUUCGUGUCUGGGAAAGUUAGUACUGGUAUUUGAUUCAGUGUUGCCAUUUUUAACAUUUCACAGUUUGCACAUAUGUAAAUCAAUUCUGUGCACCUAACGUGAGUGUUGUCUAAGGAAUUUAUAUACUAAUACAGUGUGUUUGCGUGUGCUUAUUUAGUGUCUGGAAACUGGAGACUGUGUGAGUUAGGCUGACUGUUUUUGCAUGUGGACCACUGCUAGUUUGUAAAUAAUAAUUAAGUUGCCUUCAAAAUGUGUAAGGGGAUUAUGCUCGGUCACAGACCGGCAUUGAGGUGAAGAGACUUACUGAUUGCAAUGCAGCACAAAUCCAUUGUCUUUCUUAAUUAAUAUAACAAGUUAAUGUAGCAAACUAUUUCCAAGAAGCAUUCCCCUCCGCAGAAACAAAAAAAAAAUUAAGUGCAUUGACUUCAUGUUGAAGUUGCCAACAUAAUAGAAGCUAGGAGGCAAUCAGUUUAAUAAAAAAAAAUGUUAACCUUUUAUUUUGUAAAAAAAAAUUGAAUUUUUCUACAAAAAAAUAUACCUUUUGUUUAGGUAGGAGUGAAUACUAUUGUUUUGUCACACUUCUGUAGCCAUGCACACCAGUAUCAUGUACAAAUUUUUAAGUGCAUUCUUGUAAUUACAUGUUAUGUAGCUUUCAUUUUGGAUUCACAGUGUCCUAGUUUGUUUAUAGUUUCAUCAUUAAUAAGAAAAAGAAAAUUAAAUAAGACUACAAAAACAAAAACAUUACGGUUGGUAUUUUUACAGGUAACUUUUCUCUUAAAAAAAUUUAUUGUUGCUGGUUGAAUAAAUAAACAAUGUUAAUUUUUGUGUGUGCAAGAGAUGUAGUUAUUGCAUAUUUUGUUACCUUCUCAAAACAUUUAUUAUUGGCACUGGAAGCAAUGUACGUAAGAGCCACCUGGGAUUGUGCAAACAGAUAAAGAUGUUAGUUAGUAGCUAUGGUUGUGUGGAAAAUUAGUCCGAAAUAUUGUUUCACAUGCUAGAUAUAUUGUAAGUCCUUUAUUUCGCCAGGGCAGAAAUCUGUGGCAACCUUUGCCAGAAAAAGGUUCAAGAAGUUUUCAUCAAUAUAUAUAAAAUAGUAAUGUUAGUUCGUUCAAAAAUCCUAAAUUUCCGAAAUUUCGUAACUGAUUGCUUUGAAAUAACGUUGCAUUUGAAUACGCGUGUGUUCAUCUACAUAUGUCACACCUGUGACAGGUAAAAAGAUAAAUAAAAAAAAUAUUUAUAAUUUAAAGUGUGUUCAUCUUCUGUUUUGUAAAGAUAUAGAUAAGAUAGACAUAGAGAGAGAGAUGUUGAGAGAGUAAAAGAGAGAUGUUGAGAGUUAGAGAGAGAGAGAUGUUGAGAGUUAGAGAGAGAGAUGUUGAGAGUUAGAGAGAGAGAUGUUGAGAGUUAGAGAGAGAUGUUGAGAGUUAGAGAGAGAGAUGUUGAGAGUUAGAGAGAGAGAUGUUGAGAGUUAGAGAGAGAGAUGUUGAGAGUUAGAGAGAGAGAUGUUUAAGAGUUAGAGAGA
Bacillus rossius redtenbacheri is the source of this 13678-nucleotide messenger RNA. It is a transcript of the gene Dp, whose product is annotated as transcription factor Dp-1. The record is from RefSeq and is a predicted model, not a curated record. The coding region runs from base 340 to 1773 and encodes 477 amino acids. The transcript has 11 exons. NCBI's taxonomy places the organism in Eukaryota, Metazoa, Arthropoda, Insecta, Phasmatodea, Bacillidae. Gene Ontology annotation, biological process: regulation of cell cycle; regulation of transcription by RNA polymerase II. Gene Ontology annotation, molecular function: RNA polymerase II transcription regulatory region sequence-specific DNA binding; DNA-binding transcription factor activity, RNA polymerase II-specific. Gene Ontology annotation, cellular component: nucleus; transcription regulator complex.